This is a messenger RNA of Lutzomyia longipalpis, 2234 nucleotides long. Its product is annotated as zinc finger protein ZFP2-like. The transcript has 3 exons. Gene Ontology annotation, biological process: regulation of transcription by RNA polymerase II. Gene Ontology annotation, cellular component: nucleus. Gene Ontology annotation, molecular function: DNA-binding transcription factor activity, RNA polymerase II-specific; RNA polymerase II cis-regulatory region sequence-specific DNA binding; zinc ion binding. NCBI's taxonomy places the organism in Eukaryota, Metazoa, Arthropoda, Insecta, Diptera, Psychodidae. The record is from RefSeq and is a predicted model, not a curated record. The coding region runs from base 168 to 2111 and encodes 647 amino acids.
GAAAUCAUCAGACAUCUCCUACGAACUUCCAUCCCCUACAUCCCAACAAUAACAAAUCCAACUUGUUAUAGGGUUGAACUUCCUCUGAAUCCCAAAAAUUCUUUUCUCACCAAAAUUGCCCGUUUUAAGUGACUUCCGGUGUGAUUCCCAAGGAGCACCUUUGUCAGAUGGAGCCUUGUGCAAUGGAGGAUCCCUUUUUUGGAUCCUGUCGCGUGUGUUUGAGCAAAAAUGCAUCCCUUUCGACAAUCUUCGAAGUGCUGGAAGUUCAAAAGAUCGGUGAGAUGACUCUGUCGGACAUGAUCCUCCUGCUGUGUGGCCUGAAAAUUGAUGCAGAAGACGGGAUGCCGGGAACAAUUUGCGAAGGAUGCAGACUUAACCUCCUGGCUGCCUUUGAAUUCCGUCUCCUGUGUCUGAAGUCUGAUGAGGACAUGCGGACGUUUGUGUACAAGAAGGAAGCUGAAGAGGUAAUGCAGGAAGUUCAGGAGGUUCCGGAAGGGGUGGAGAUUGAGGUAAAGGGGGAGGAGGAAGUGAAGAUUGUGGAGGAAGCUGCGAAUGCCGUAGUGGGGGAAGAAGAGACACCUGUGGAGGAAUAUCAGGAGCUGAAGAAUGAGGUGAAGGAUGAGGAUGACAGUUGCGAUGUUGGAGAUGACGAUGGUGGAGAUGGGAAGCCAAAUAGCCCACCAGGACUCGUUCCAAUUGAUCCGGGGAAGAAGAAAAGGAAGAAUGCAAAGCGGGAGCACAUCUGUCAGGUCUGUGGGAAGGUAUUUGACAAAGCCUAUCGGCUCCUGCGUCAUGUGAACAUCCACAAUGCCAAAGGGAAGCCCUUUGAGUGCGCCCAGUGCAAACAGAGAUUCGCCUCUGAGAGUAAUUUGCUGCGCCACCAGAUUGUCCAUUCGAAUCUCAUCAGUGAGACCACAACGGUGGUCAAUGAGAAGCCCAAGAGCUUCCAGUGCUUCCAAUGCGACCGGGUGUUCAUGAAGCAGGAAUCCCUGGCGUCGCACAUGAAGACGCACAAGGAGACAAUGCAGCAGAUUGAAUUCAAGUGCGAGUACUGCGAGAAAACCUUCACGAAGAUGAACUUCCUGACGCGCCACAUAAAAUCCCACGAGGAAUGCAAAUCCCACAAAUGCAACAUCUGCGGGAAGACGUUUGCCCUCGGGGGGCUCCUCAUUGACCACAUAAACCGCCACAAGGGGCUCAAGCCGCAUGUCUGUGAGAUUUGCAACAAGAGAUUCCAGCAAUCGUGCACGCUGAAGGAUCACAUGAGGAUCCACAGUGGGGAUACUCCGUACUUGUGCUCCGAAUGCGGGAAGGCCUUCAACAAUGGCAGCAAUCUCCGGCAGCAUCUCAUCCGGCACUCAGGGGUGAAGCCUUUUGCCUGUACGCAGUGCCCCAGUCGCUUCAGCUGCAAAGGUGGCCUCAAAUCUCACCUCACCACGCAUUCGGGACUCAAGCCCUACGUCUGUGACAGCUGUGGGCACUCCUUCACCAAACCCUACUCCCUGGUCAAGCACAAACGCAUCCACACCGGAGAACGGCCCUACAGCUGUGAAGUCUGUGAGAUGAAAUUCAACUCCUCUGACCACGUCCGGAGGCACAUGAGGACGCACACGGGAGAGAAACCGUACAAAUGCAAAUUCUGCGAUCGCGCCUUUGCCCAGAGCAAUGAUCUCGUGAAGCACAUCCGUUCGCACGUGGGCGAGAAGACGUACCAGUGUAACCAAUGUUCCACAGCAUUUAGGCUCUACAGUGAGCUUCGUGUUCACAUCCGGGAGCACUUUGCACACGGAGAAAUCCCUUCGGAUGCCCUCGUGCAGAAAUCCACAAAAGGUGUCAAUGCAAUACCCGAUGAGAAUGGUCAGGUACCCGUAACGGUGCGCAUUAAUGAUGCCCAAACGUUCCUCGUGGCCCCAGAGCAGGAGAAGCUGAAGGAAGUUCCGGAGAAGAUCACCCCCAUCAUCCAUUUAAAGCCAACAACAGCGCACUUUAUCCCCGUUACAGCUCUCCCUCCACUCACGCUCAAGGACCCAAAUGACGUGCAUUCUCAGAGAUUCUUCCCCACCACGGCCAAGGUUGUUCAUGUGAAUCUCCUCACAGAACCCAAGAAUUGACAAAAAUCAUCACUUCCGGAAUCACCAAUCCCAUCAAAUAGUUUAUAAGAAAGUGUUGUAAUAAGUUUUUGAAGAUUAUUUGUAAGAUAUAUUUUACGUAAAGAACGAUAAUUUGCCAUAAAA